This is a messenger RNA of Cottoperca gobio, 2766 nucleotides long. Its product is annotated as tapasin-like. Bases 481 to 1812 code for a protein of 443 amino acids. Gene Ontology annotation, cellular component: membrane. NCBI's taxonomy places the organism in Eukaryota, Metazoa, Chordata, Actinopteri, Perciformes, Bovichtidae. The transcript is spliced from 8 exons. The record is from RefSeq and is a predicted model, not a curated record. Gene Ontology annotation, biological process: antigen processing and presentation of endogenous peptide antigen via MHC class I.
ACCAGAAAGUCUCCAAAAACACCAGAAAGUCUCCAAAAGUCUCCAAAAACACCAGAAAGUCUCCAAAAGUCUCCAAAACACCAGAAAGUCUCCAAAAACACCAGAAAGUCUCCAAAAACACUAGAAAAAGUCGCUAGAUUUUUCGCUAGUAGCUUUUGUCACCAAGAGGGUUUGGAAAGUCGCUAGAUUUAGCGAGUGUUUGCUUUCAACUUCUGGUAAAGGUUUGUCUUUGAGUUUCAAGUUAAUUUUAUUUUCAGAUAUAACGUGACUUUUGAGGUCGCUCAACGUUGGUACUGGUGGCUUUAUUUUGAAACUAUUACCGGAACUUGUGUUUUUAUGGCUAACUUGACGGAUCGGUGUACGUGAAAGUGAAAGUAAAAUAAACCCAGAGUAAAGGGGAAAAACAGAUAAUCUAAACUCGUGUUUUGUUCGUACGAUAGCAGCAAAGAGUACCUGACAGCAAAGGAAAGACAUACAAUCAUGACUUACAGAAGUAAGUCAAUCUACAAGCUGUCCCUGGUUGCUGUUAUCUGCUUCAUCAAAGCCAGCAGCAGCAGCUGUCCAGUGUUGGAGUGCUGGUUUGUGCAGGAGAAAGCGGGUCGAGGAGGAGGUUUAGCUGCAGCUACAAGCCAGGAAAAAUCUCUGCUUCACAUCAGAACAGACGCCUACAGCCACUCUGCAGAGUCCCAACAGGCUCCAUCUGACAUCAACCCCGACAGAGUUUACUUUAUUACCGACCCAGCUGCCACUCUCUGCCACCGCUCUCUGAACCCUCCAAGAGGCUCUGUCAACAAGCCCCAUUGUGAGAUCAACCCCUUCUUGCCGCAGCCCUCCACCCUCAAAUGGGUUGCUCCACUCACGGACUCCGCCUUAAGCCCCAUAUACCUGCAAGCUGAUUGGUUUUCAACUUCCAUUCAGGGCCUCAACAAACAGCUGGCCAUUUCCACUAUCACGCGUGCUCCAACAGCAGCCCAAGAGCCCAAUGUGAUCCUCAGUGUGACCAGUAAAACCGUCUCAGUGCAGUCCAGACUCGGGGAACCAGUGCUACUGGAUUGUGGCUUCUGGGCCUACCCCCCUUCACCUCUAUCCGGGUCGGGGUUUGCCGUAGAGUGGCGCUACCAAUUCAGAGGCGACGGACGUUUGGUUCUGGCCUACGACGGGAAAACGGACCGCUUGGCUGAUACACAAGAGGAAGGGGCCACACUGGACUUCGAGGGUUUGCACAGGAAAGGAAAUGCGUCUCUGAUCCUGCAGGAGGCUAAAGUGCGCCACUCCGGGAUGUAUAUUUGUACGGUGUAUCUGCCGUACCUUGUGGCUCAGGUGGCGGUGGAGCUUGAGGUUGUAGAACCUCCAUCCCUCUCCAUUUACCCGUCCGCUCUGCCCCUCGCUGUUCACGGCCAGACUUUGACUGUCCAGUGUGAGGCGUCUGGCUUUGCCCCCCUCUCCCUGGAACUGAGCUGGGAGUUUAAAGGCACCGAUGGGAAGUCCAGGCCUCUGGGAUCAGGCAGCGUAACAGGCCACAGGCAGGCCUGGGAUGGAACCUAUAGCCAGAGCACCCGGCUGGAGCUUGACACAACGAAGCUGGACCUGGGCAGAGGAGGGGAGGUCACCUGUGUGGCUGUCCAUCUUGGAGGAACACGACGGGCCAGCGUAACCCUCAAUGUCAUCGGUUUCAGUACUCCCUCCAUUGAGGACUCAAUGGCAAUGGUCGGUGUAGCGCUGGUGCUUUACGGUCUUAUCAAGUUUGUGUCUUGGACCUUCACCAGCUCAGGCUCAGAUGAGGCUGGUCCACAAGAGAAGAAAGACAAGUAAAGAAGAAUGACGUACACUGCUGUUGAAGAUUGAUACUGAACCAACAAACCUGUCUUUUGAUAUCUUGGAUGGGCUUUCAAGAGUGAAUAUCUUCCUGUUCAAGCAGACAUAGUGAUAAAUCUGUAGAAUCUUUUACUUUUAGAGGUUGUUUUUUCCCCACAGAUCCAGAGAGAAACUUGCCUGCUCUCACUGUUUUUCUCAAAUAGUAAUAAUACUUUCUGUUCUGCUGGGAUAUCAGCGAGAACUUUCUGAAAGGGGCUUUUGCUCAGUCUAAACAUGUUUGUUGUGAUAUUUAUUUGACUUUAAAGUGAUAUAGCUGUUCUAUCAUGUUGGCCUCCCACCAUUUACAUACUUUACAUACAUCUAGCCAUGAACACUAGAAAAGGACCAGAAACCUAGAAGAAUUUUAAAUGUGUUGAAAUAUCAGCUUCAAUUUGGAGAUGUUAAUGCUUCCUCUAUGUUUCUAAGGCAAAAAUACUUUUAUCUUUGAGGUAAUAAUGACGUGUGUGUGUGUGUUUUAAGAAAAUGAAAUAUCCAAAAACAUCUUUUGUAAAGGAUCCAGGACGGUAAAAUCAAUAUUAGACUAAACUGUCCAAACCCACGAACUGAAUCCUGUUUUUGUAUAUACAGAAAAUCUAAUGUAUGUAUAUUCUGACGUUUAUGUGUGUUUGUGCGUCAUGGUAAUACUUUCAUCACGUGUUGGUAUAAAUGAUGCUCUAACAGCCUGGGCUAAUGUUAUUGUGAAGGAAAUGGUACACACAAAGCACAUGUGUCUAUUAAAUGGAAACUUCUACAUUUGUUUUAAAAAUUCUAAUUUGAGUUCAUUUAAAGUGAAAUAAAUACAUUUCAUAAAACAUGCUGCCCCCAGUUUAAUGCUUUAUGUCAUGUCUGUUAAGCUCCUGGAUGCCUACAUUUCCCUAAUUAAUGAAUAAAGUAUCUAUGUAUCUAUGCCCA